CGGAAGUGAGCGUAACACCCGGCGCUUGAACACUGUUUUGCUUUUACCGUCUCGGUACGGUAAGUGACAGGCGAGCCGUGGGAGGGAGGAGAAGUUUUCCGUCGCUGCGCCCGCUCCCCUUCCCUUCAUCAUGGAGGCUCAGGCGCAUUUCUCCCGCGAGGAGAUCAACAGCACGGUGUGGGAAGUCCCGGAGAAGUACACGCGGCUGAAACAGAUCGGGACCGGGGCGUACGGCUCGGUGUGCUCAACGAUAAAUGAGAAGACUAAGGAGAAAGUGGCCAUCAAGAAGCUCCACAGGCCAUUCCAGUCAGAGAUCUUUGCAAAGAGGGCUUACAGAGAGCUCCGGCUACUCAAACACAUGAAGCAUGAAAACGUAAUAGGACUUUUGGAUGUAUUCACACCUGCCUCGGGCCUGGACGACUUCCAAGACUUCUAUCUGGUGAUGCCCUACAUGUUCACCGACCUGUCAAAGGUGCGGGGGCACCUCUCCGAAGACAGAGUCCAGUUUCUGGUCUACCAGAUGCUCUGUGGACUUCGGUACAUUCACAAGGCGGGAAUCAUCCACAGGGAUCUCAAGCCUGGAAACUUGGCCGUCAAUCAAGAUUGCGAACUGAAGAUCCUGGACUUUGGGCUGGCCCGCAGCACCGACGCGGAGAUGACGGGCUACGUGGUGACCCGUUGGUACCGGGCGCCUGAGGUCAUUCUGAACUGGAUGCACUACACCCAGACUGUGGACAUCUGGUCUGUGGGGUGUAUCAUGGCAGAAAUGAUCAAUGGAAAAACCCUUUUCAAAGGGAAAGACUACAUGGACCAGCUGACUCAGAUCAUGAAAGUGACCGGAGUCCCUGGACCAGAGUUCAUACAGAAGCUGGACACUCAAGAGGCCAGAAACUACGUCAAAGCUCUCCCCUGCUAUCCCAGAAAAGACUUCUCAACACUAUUUCCGAGGGCCAGCGUAAAUGGUAUCGAUCUUCUGGAAAAGAUGCUGGUCCUGGAUGGGGACGAGAGGCCCACAGCUGAACUGGCUCUGGAGCACCCUUACUUUGACACCCUACGGGAACCAGACGACUUUCCGGAGCCGGCGCCGUACGACGACAGUCACGACAACGCCACGCUGUCCCUGGAUGAGUGGAAACGGUUAUGUUUCAAAGAGGUGAAGAGCUUUGUGCCAUUCCCACGACGGGACUCGAAGAGAAAAAACACUCUGACCAUGUCGUCAUGAUCUGAUGAAUCUGAUGUAACUCCUGAUGCGGCCGCCAACACCCCAUACAGCCAAUGUAUAAUCUAGCCCCGGAUUUACACUAUUUCUUUCAUUCUUUGGGUAUUUGGAUUUUAAAUCAGUGUUGAGAAGUAACUAUUUUAAGAGUAUCCCUCCUUUUUUUAUGUGAUGUGAAAUUGUUUGCAAAACAUGGAUUGUUACAGAUUCUCUAUCAGUUUACUGUGUUACAGAUUUAUCGUGACUGAUUGUGUCUGCAUCAAUUACUGUAAUAUUUGUUUUCAAUUAAACCAUAAGACCAAAAUAUAAUUUUUGUUUGACGCCAGAGAGACGUUGCUGGUUAAGGCUCAGUGUUGCUCUGAAGGGGCUUGUUUUGAAUCGAAACCCACGCAGGGUGCAUGAUGCACUCUUCAGGUCACGGCAGACUUUGAUCUGGCUUUAACCUGCUAAGUGGCUUGCGCGCGAAAAUCAUGCUCUGAUGACGUCAAGGGGGCAGGCUCUGGGCAGGCAGAACUUUUAACUAUCUGCCUUCAUCAAGGCAGCCUGAAAGCGACCGUAAAGCGGAAGUCAGGCAACCAGCUUUCAGAGUAAGAGUAGACACGCCAAAGUUGAGUCACCUGUUGGUGAAUAAAAAGAAUUGUAAUAUGUUAAAAAAUCAAAUAAGAUUAUUUUUUUAAAACCCUGAAAAUAUUUUAAACGUAUAGGGUUUUAGUAUCAAAUUAAUUAUACAUUGAAUCCUCUACAUUUUGUACAUAUUUAAAUAUACAAUGAAAACUGAAAUCCUUUAUAUCUUGAAAUAUAUUUGAAUUAGUUCAAAUGAACAAUUGUAUACAUGAUAUUGCUUAAAUUGAUACUGUAUUAAUGGAAAGUCUGAGAUGUUGAGUAAUAGUUCUCGAUUGAGUAUUGUCUUUCACUGGUUUAUUGUUAACAGACUAAAGACUGCUGAAGUGAUGAAUAACGCUAACACAUAUUAAAACUAAUAGUUCCAGGCAUGAAUGUCGUUGA
Molecule: messenger RNA, 2221 nt
Organism: Menidia menidia (Atlantic silverside)
Lineage: Eukaryota; Metazoa; Chordata; Actinopteri; Atheriniformes; Atherinopsidae
Source: the annotation of a GenBank genome assembly